AGAGCAAAACGAUCCAAAUCAGAACCUUCUUUCGUAUGGAACCUUCUAGGAACUGCGGCAUUUCUGCAAGGCCCACAGGAAAUGAAUAUAUAAACUCGUCGUUCUGCUCGACAAACUCAACCUCCUUCUUAUUCCUUUCUCCUCAUCACCUUCACCACUUUCACUGCCUUCACUACCUUCACCCACCUUCACCCACCCUCAUCACCUCCGCGUGUUCCAUCUCGCUGUGCUUUGUGCCUGCAGAUGUUAUGUCUCGACGCUUUCAGAGCUGAUAGUCAACCCCCGCCCCGGGUCUCCUUACUACACCACCUACCGUUUGCAGGCUCCCCGUGGACCUGAAGAUGACACGACUGGCAAGUGUCUCUGUACUAGCGGGUAAAGGUGAUCGCGAAUGCCCCUACCCUUAUGAGAGUGCCGACAUACAACUGACGAUCAUAACAGGACCUGCGCCAGAAGUGUCCGGACCUGUCCAGCAUACAUUUCUGGACAUCUUCCAUGACAACAGCCUGACUUCCUUCUUCCUGUUUCAUCGCCAUCGCGUGUUCCGGCCGUGUAGGCCGCCUGCCCCCAGAUGUAAUGUCUCACCGCUCUCUGAGCUGACAGACAACCCCCACCUGGAAGUCCAAGAGACUACACGUGACGUUCCUCACCAGCACCAUCGCGGUCUGGCGGGUGAGGCCUUCUGUCCGGUCGCCUUACGGCCGCUUGGACAGUCGUGCCAUUUGCAAGCUCUCCGUGGGCUUGAGAUGACCCCACCUAAGGGGCCUCUGUGCCCUGCGGGUGAUGUUCCUCGCCAGCAUCUUCGGGUCCUACGAGCGAAGCCGUCCGAGACUUUGACUAGUCCGGACGUGUCAUCUGGAGGUUCUCCGAGCCUACAGAUGACCCCCACCUGGAAGUGCUUGGAGCCUACAGGUGAUGUUCCUCGCCAGCGCCUUCGGGCCCUGCGACGAAGCCGUCCGAGACUUGACUAGUCCGGACGUGUCAUCUAGAGGUUCUCCGAGCCUACAGAUGGACCCAACCUGGGAGUGCCUUCGUGCCAGCCGGUAAAGUUCCUUGUGGCUGCCCCUCGGGCAGCCAGCGAGCGGAAGCCGUUUGCAAGUGCCUCGAG
This is a messenger RNA of Truncatella angustata, 1108 nucleotides long. RefSeq lists its product as uncharacterized. Lineage: Eukaryota; Fungi; Ascomycota; Sordariomycetes; Amphisphaeriales; Sporocadaceae. The coding region runs from base 342 to 971 and encodes 209 amino acids. The transcript is spliced from 2 exons. The record is from RefSeq and is a predicted model, not a curated record.